Messenger RNA from Thrips palmi, 1491 nucleotides. RefSeq lists its product as uncharacterized. The coding region runs from base 1 to 1491 and encodes 496 amino acids. The record is from RefSeq and is a predicted model, not a curated record. The transcript is spliced from 8 exons. Lineage: Eukaryota; Metazoa; Arthropoda; Insecta; Thysanoptera; Thripidae.
AUGACGGGGCAGGGGCAGCUUGGGCAGGUCGGGCACGGCCCGGACGCCCCGGAGGCAGCGGCUCUGGUGGCGGCCUCGUCGGGGGGGUCGCCGCUCCACCACGAUGACUACGACGACGACGACGACGGGCCCUCGCCCGCCGAGGGCCACGACCAGGACUACGACGGCAACCACACAGAGGUGGCGCCGCCGCUGGGCUCGACGCUGGGCGGGCCGUGCACCAACUCGUGCUCGCCGCUGCUGCAGAACGUCCGCUGCUCCCCCAGCACGCACCGCUGCGAGUGCGGCGACCUGCACCCCGUCGAGGUGAGCCCCAUCCGGGGCUGCACCGCACCGGUGGGGCUGGGCGAGCAGUGCCUGUACCAGGCGGCCUGCCAGCACUGGGACUCGCACGCGCGCUGCACGCAGGUGGACCACAACGCGGUGUGCCAGUGCGAGCCGGGCUUCCACACCGUGGCCGUGCACAAGCAGGGCCGCAGGACCUUCUGCUCGGAGGACCUGGUGCUGCUGACGGCCGACCUGCCCACGCUGCUGGGGGUGGCCACGGGCAUCGCCCUCUUCACCGGCGUCAUCUGCUUCGUGCUCCGGCUGUUCGUGGGCGGCCGGCCCCGGGACCACUUCGCCAACGCCAACCUGGCUCCCUCGCACAUCCUCUUCUCCAGCGAUACAGGGCUGCCGCUGACGGGCCGCUCCACGUCGCGCUCGGGCUCGCAGCGCUCCGUGUCGGGGUCGCUGUCUCGCGGCCUGGGCCACGGCGGUCUCGGCCACGGCCAGGGCGGCCAGGGCGGACUGGGGUCCUCGUCGCGCGCAGGGUCGCGGCGGCAGAGCACGGCGUCGGUGCACAGCAGCGCGUCCUCCACCAAGAGCAUGGGCUUCGGCAUGCGGCGCUACGAGCGGGAGAGAGAGCAGAGACUGCGGCGGCAGCAGCAGCAGCAGCAACUACAGAACCCCCUCGGCGCCCUGGCGGGCCUCGGCGGCAUGCCCGGCCUCAGCGGGCUGCAGACGCCGGGCUCGGCGUGCUCGGCCAGCGGCGACGAGCUGGGGCUCGGGGGAAGGUCCAGCCGGGGCGCCAGCCCCAGCCCCGGGCCCAGCCCCAACCCGCUCAGCCCCAUGUCCACCGACAAGCUGCUGCCCGCCCUGGACCAGCUCGUCGAGGACGUGGUGUGGACCACGCAGUCCAGCUCGCAGCGACAGGACCACAUGAUGGCGGGGCCGUCCGGGUACCGGCCGCUGCACCUGCAGCGCGCCGAGAUGCGCAGCGAGCGCGCCCGGCAGCUGCACGCGCAGCACGCCCACGCGCAGCACGCGCAGAUGCACUCGGCGCAGCUGCACGCCGGCCACCUGCAGGCCGGCCAGAUGGGCCAGAUGGGGCAGCUGACGCGGCCCUUGCGCGACCCCAACGGCGGCGCGGGCCCGUCCUCCGCCGGGCCGUCCUCCGCCGGGGCACCGAGACCGUCGACCUCGUCCUGCACUUCCCCCGAUGGCCGCUGA